This is a messenger RNA of Cotesia congregata, 1290 nucleotides long. NCBI's taxonomy places the organism in Eukaryota, Metazoa, Arthropoda, Insecta, Hymenoptera, Braconidae. The record is from the annotation of a GenBank genome assembly.
AUGGGAUUUUCUGGGAGCGAAAAGGGGCUGGAAGUAGAAGAACAUAAUAUGCAUGCUGCAAUUUAUAACUAUAGCUUAGCAGUGUAUGGAGCUAUUUCAAAUCAUCUAAUCGGACGUAUUAGCUCAUUUCUUGAAGAUAAAAUAAUUAAAAAUGAACCUUUAGAAACGACUGGACCUUUUGCUGGAUACACAGCAUUGCAUAUAGCUUGUAUGGAUAGAGAUAGAAAAUUGGUAGAAGUAUUGGUUCAAAACUACCAUGCAAAUGUAAAUGCUGUUGCUGACGAUGGAGCUCAACCUAUUCACUUUGCGUGUUUAUUCAAAUGUGUGACGAUUAUAAAGAUUUUGUUAAAAGCUGGUGCCAACGUUGAUGCUGAAAUAGAACAACAACUUUUUGGAAAAUACAUUAGAAAGAAAAGGUGGCGCAACGAUUUUGGGGAUAAAAUGACUUUGUCAACUUUUUCAAUCCUAUAUGGUCACAGUGCUUCGUUUGUGUCAUCAUUAAUCGAAGGCAAAGCAAAUUUUAAAGUUAAGAGUCUGAAAAAUAAAACACUGUUGAUGUAUGCCAUUGAAGAGGAGAACGGCAUCGCAUCUUCACUUAUACAAAAAGUACAAGAUCAGGAAUGGAUAAACGCCCGUGACAGCGAUGGUUAUGCUGCUACCCAUUAUAGAUUACAUCCAAAAAAUUUAGAAAAUGAUCGAUACUUUGAUAAUGGCCGCAUAUGGUUCGAUGAUAUGAAUAGCGCUAUUUUGAUUCGCAAUUCACUUGAUGCUGGUGCUGACGUUAACGCAACCAUAAAUGAUGAUCCAAAUACUCUAUUAAUCAAUUUAGCGGCUCGCAUUCAUUUUCCACUUACACUGGAUAAAUUGUUGCCUUAUCAUUACAAUACUUCACAAUCAACUGCUUUGUAUUACGUAUUACGUCCACUUAAAACUCCACAGACACAAUUCAGCAUUGAUAGAAAAAGCGCAAGUAUCAAGUUGAUUCUAAAAGACCUUAUUUAUAGACGUACGUUUGGUUUAUUCGUUCCUGAAGAUGAAAUAAUAUUGAUGGACAAGAAUACCUUCCCAAACUCUAGUAUGUCUUCGUUCGCUAAGGAAUUUAUUAGAAACCCUAAUUUUCCUUCUUAUUCUAUGGACCUUUUGAAAGCUGAUUAUUUUUUCUUCCGGAAACAAAUUUCGAUUAGAAUAAAAAAAACUUCAAGAAGACUUGAGCAGUUAGAAGCAUUAAAAAGAGUAGAAAAUCUCCGUAAUGCUAUCCCUUUGCCAUAUGAAUUGGCUUUCUAUUUAUAA